Molecule: messenger RNA, 1881 nt
Organism: Ogataea parapolymorpha DL-1
Lineage: Eukaryota; Fungi; Ascomycota; Pichiomycetes; Pichiales; Pichiaceae
Exons: 1
Coding region: 1-1881 (626 amino acids)
Source: RefSeq, a predicted model, not a curated record
AUGCUAUCCACUGGCUGGAGUAAGCUCUCAGGAGCCUUCAGUGCAGUUCACGUGCUUCCCAAAAGAGAGAAGAUGCCAGAACGAGUCCAGUUUUCAACCAAAUGGUUUCUCAGCUGUUUAGCUGUGUUUGUGGUCUUCAAUUUCAUCAGCAUCUUCCAGCAAACGACAUUCAUGUGCCAGCUUCCCGCAGUGAAUCUUGUGCGAGUGCUUAACAAUGGAGACAAGUUCAUUGACUCUGGAAAGCUAUACUUUAAAGACAACUACGACGAGGUCAGAAAGGAGAAUAUUGAGCUGUACAACUCGUUAAGCAAAAUAUUCGAAAUGCAAAAGAACUCUUAUCUCAAAAGCUAUGAUGAGUACGCACUGAUACUGAACCCACUUUUCAUCCUGGAUGAAGCUGAGGUCAGGAUUAAAUUCCAUCCGAUGAAGUACUACUUCAAGAAUAAAAGCUUUGAGUUCAAAAACAGCACCAUUCCAAUUCUAGAGUUCAAACGUGUGUUUGGCCGUAAGCUGACGCCUCUUAGGGCCUUGCGCCGCCCUGCUAUGCCAUUUUCUUUUCGUCUACAUGAACACCACCAGGACACUAAUGAGUUCCUCCACAAAAUCGUCUAUCCCAUUUAUGAGUCAAGCGGCUAUGACAGGACCGAUUAUAGCUUGGACUCACUUUUAGACUACUCGUUUGUCCUCAAAUACAUCAAUUUUGGGGUGUUUCUUAUCUCACUUAUAUUCUUCGUCGAAGCGCUCUCUGUUGUGGUGCCAUAUUCACUCAAGUAUCAUCGAGUCUUCUCCAUCCCCAGGGUGAAUCAAGCCCUAUUCGUGUUGGCAAUCAUUUGUUUUGUCAGCUGCUUUAUGUUGAUGUCUGUGAAUAUUGUCCUUAACCUGAUUCUUGUCGGCAAAGAAUCCAACGAUCUCGGUGUCGUGAGCACGCUUAUGGGAUUUAUCCAGCUAUUUUGGCUUGUCUUUCUUGCGUUCCAAACCAAAAACUGGAUUUGGAAAGUGUACCUCGAGAACAAGUAUCCAUCAUCCGACAACUCCAGAGAAUUGGAGACUCAAGGCGGGCGUCGGCAUAGUCUUGGUGGAUUUGGAAUUAGACCAUUGAGCUUUGGAAGUAUCAAGAGACGUUUCACCUUGACUUUGAGCGCCACGGAAAGUCAAAAAGACUCUAGCGCUGAGGGAUCGGAUAAACAGGACUUGGACAAGCUUUUGAGCCCCCACCUUUAUACUGAGGAUUUGCACCGCGAGUCUAGUGCAAAUAAUCUGGGCUCCGAGUUCAAGGCGAUACCGGGACGCUCAAUCCGCUCUAUACGUUCUGCGCGCUCAAUUCGCUCUCUGGGAGUUGCUACAAUCAAUGAUCGAGAUCCAUUCACAACAGCUUUGCAACACCAACCAGGAAGCGCUAAGCAGGAUGAUAACAGAAGUCUGAAAUCCUCACGUAGCCGCCUUGCCAUGCUUUACAAUAACGGUACCGAGGAGGCAGGAGAACCGGAUAAACCUGGGAACGUCACAGACACGGAAAUUGUUAGGGUUCCAUCUAAACCGCAGGGGGUUUUUGUUGAAGACAUAGUCACUGACUCUAAGGCUGUUGAGUCUGAACAGGAAAAUGGAAACGACUCAGGUACUGAUAGCGAAGAGUCUUACGAUGCAGACUCUAGUCGUUCAAGUCAAAAAGAUGAAGAACGGACCACUUCCAAACACUCGGUCCCCAGUCUCAAAAAAGAGACUGCCGUUCAAUCUGUGUUACCACAAUCAAAAGACGUCGAUGAGUUGUUAGUCGAGAAUCGCGAUGCCGAGCAUUCAACAACGAGAAUCUCCACAGCAGCAUCUGAAAGUUUUGAACACACUCAGGAAAAGGAGGAUAAUGGCAGAGACAAUAGUGGUUAG